AUGUUGUUUGUAUAUCUUGUCCAUCAUAUCGUCUGCUUAUUUCAGACAGUGCUGUCCGUGGGGCGGCAGCAAGGUGUUCAUCAGACACUGCACAAUGCCAUUGCCUCGCUUCCGACUGGUCUUGACCCUGACACCAACCUGACCUUACGUGUUGCCAACGCCGUGUACUACAACCAGUCCCGGAUCACGGUGUUACCUGGAUUCUCACAGAACAUCCAGAGGCUCUACGGGAGAGCACUUAAGCCUUUAGAACAGCCGAACCCCGAGGCAGCCAUUAACUCUUGGGUGGAGGAAGUGACGGAUGGAAUGAUCCAGAACCUCCUGCCACCUGGUCACAUCACCAACUCCAACACCGUCCUCAUGCUUCUCAAUGCAGUCUUUUUCGAGGGGUUCUGGGUAAAUCAGUUCUCCACAAGUCACACAAGUGAAUCUGACUUUACCACGGCGACAGGAAGUGUGGUGCGAGUUCCCAUGAUGUAUCAGAGUGACGCUGUUAUCAGUUUUAACAACAUCGAAGCUUUGAACGCACAGGUGAUUGAGCUGCCUUACACGGGAGACCGAUUCAGCCUCUUUUUGAUCAUGCCCAACACCUGGGAUGGUUUGAUGAACCUGGAGAGACGCCUGGACGGUCAGAUGCUAAACAGAAUACUGAACAACAUGCGCCCCACUGUAAGUGCCGACCUCCACCUGCCAAAAUUUCGUCUGAGUACCGGGAAGGAACUCAAUGACCAUCUCAUGUCCAUGGGUCUGCGGACGGCGUUGUCGCGAAGAGCGGACUUCCGGCGAAUGUCGCUUCGUCCACUUUACAUCAGCAAAGUUAUUCACAAGGCUAUCAUAGAGGUGACUGAGACUGGCAGCAGGGCGGCAGCUGUGACAUCAGUCGGAAUCACCCUUUAUUCACGUCCUCUGAACACUGUCCAUGUGAACAAGCCCUUCGUGUUCAUCCUGCGCGAUAAGACUUCAGGGCUCAACUUCUUCAUGGGCAGAGUUACCGACCCUUCACAUGAGUAACGUCCCGUAGACAUCAUCGUGAAUCCUUGGUUAUCUUGACCUUUCGGGAAAUUAUCUUCAAUAUUGCCUUCUGUACCUUUAUUGAUAUUAUAUACAUAUGUAAUGUAACACUACGUCACAGUACUUUUAACAUAUGAUGUAUCAAUACAUCUUAUAUAAGUAUAAUAUAAUAAAACACUCUUUCUGAUCCA
Messenger RNA from Pomacea canaliculata, 1202 nucleotides. Its product is annotated as serpin B3-like. Bases 1 to 1011 code for a protein of 336 amino acids. Lineage: Eukaryota; Metazoa; Mollusca; Gastropoda; Architaenioglossa; Ampullariidae. The transcript is spliced from 5 exons. Gene Ontology annotation, molecular function: serine-type endopeptidase inhibitor activity. The record is from RefSeq and is a predicted model, not a curated record.